AUGACAAAUGGAAAUGAUUCAGAUGACCAUAAACUAAAAACGGAUUUUUGUUUACACAGAGAUUUUUUUGAUGCUUUUCCUGCUUUGGACAUUUAUUACUUGAUCAUUAGAAACAUCAGGAUGGGCUUGUCUUACAGCAUAGAAGGAACAAAAGCAAAAGAACUGUAUGUGGUCUCAGUUGAAGAAAACAUAUCAAGUAAUUAUGAUUGUGAAAAGAAUCUUCCUCAAAAUAUCGACAACAAAAGGCAUCAUCAUCUUUACCCGGGUUCGAUGAACAAAAAACCGAAACAUGAUUCAACUUUCAAAGAGUUAUUUAUGAAACAAUUCACCGAAGGAAUCGAUUGA
This is a messenger RNA of Clunio marinus, 345 nucleotides long. The record is from the annotation of a GenBank genome assembly. NCBI's taxonomy places the organism in Eukaryota, Metazoa, Arthropoda, Insecta, Diptera, Chironomidae.